GACCCUCCUCUUCCCGGAAGAAAAAUGGCCGCGGCCUAGCGGUGGCCCGUUGGAGGCGUCUCGGGCGCUCGGGCCCCUCGGCGUAUCCUGAGCGCCGAGAAAGAAGCGCUCCUGGCCGCGCGCGCCGGCCGUCCCACAGCGCAGACCCCUGUGGCCAUGGCACCCAGGCUGGCCCCCCUCGGUGGCCUGGCUGCCCGCUGCCUCUGGCUCCUGGGGGUGGCCCUUCUGAUGGACGCGUCGGCCCGGCCUGCCAACCACUCGUCUGCUCGCGAGAGAGCGGGCCACAGGGAGGAAGAGGAGAUCCUGCCCCCGGACCACCUGACCGGGGUGAAGCUGGAGAUGGACGGGCACCUCAACAAGGAUUUCCACCAGGAGGUCUUCCUGGGCAAGGACACGGGCGGCUUCGAGGAGGACGCAGAGCCUCGGAGGAGCCGGCGGAAGCUGAUGGUCAUCUUCUCCAAGGUGGACCUGAACACGGACAGGAGGAUCAGCGCCAAGGAGAUGCAGCGCUGGAUCAUGGAGAAAACGGCCGAGCACUUCCAGCAGGCCGUCGCUGAGAGCAAGAUGCAUUUCAGCGCCGUGGACCCCGACGGCGACGGCCGUGUGUCCUGGGAUGAGUACCGGGUGAAGUUUUUGGCGAGCAAAGGCCACGAUGAGAGAGAAAUCGCUGAUAAGAUAAAGAAUAAGUGGGACCUGAACAUCGAUGAAGAGACACAGGAAGUCCUGGAGAACCUCAAAGACCGCUGGUAUCAGGCGGACAGUCCCCCCCCGGACCUGCUGCUGACUGAGAAGGAGUUCCUGUCCUUCCUGCACCCCGAGCACAGCCGCGGCAUGCUCCAGUUCAUGGCCAAGGAGAUCAUCCGGGACCUGGACCAGGAUGGUGACAAGAGGCUCUCGCUGCCCGAGUUCAUCUCUCUGCCCGCGGGCACCGUGGAGAACCAGCAAGGCCAGGACAUUGACGACGGCUGGGUGAGGGACAGGAGGAGGGAGUUUGAGGAACUGAUUGAUGCUGACCAUGACGGGAUCGUGACCAUGGCGGAGCUGGAGGACUACAUGGACCCCAUGAACGAGUUCAGCGCCCUCAACGAGGCCAAGCAGAUGAUCGCCGUCGCUGACGAGAACCAGAACCACUACCUGGAGCCUGAGGAGGUGCUCAAGUACAGCGAGUUCUUCACGGGCAGCAAGCUGGUGGACUACGCCCGCAGCGUGCACGAGGAGUUCUGAGCACGCGCCGCCCCCGCAGCGCCUCGUCCCGCGUCGUCGCAGCACCGCGCUUCUGAGAACUGCAGCCCUUCUGCGGAAGCCGCUGCCCCGUCGCCCGUGCUCACGCACCUCAGGGGGCACCGCAGCUCCUGCCGUUUCCUGGAAAACCGAAAGAUGUUUGCAUUGCUCUGCUGGCCGGGCUGCUCCGCCCGUGGGGGCGGCCGUGACCACCGUCACCGGCCCCUCCGUGUUCGGCCUCUGAGAAAACGUGAACACCCGCGACGAGAACCUCAUUAAUGUACUUUAAAAUACAGUUGCCUUUUUCUCCUA
Phacochoerus africanus (Common warthog) is the source of this 1533-nucleotide messenger RNA. It is a transcript of the gene SDF4, whose product is annotated as stromal cell derived factor 4. Gene Ontology annotation, cellular component: endoplasmic reticulum. Lineage: Eukaryota; Metazoa; Chordata; Mammalia; Artiodactyla; Suidae. Bases 157 to 1224 code for a protein of 355 amino acids. The record is from RefSeq and is a predicted model, not a curated record. Gene Ontology annotation, biological process: calcium-ion regulated exocytosis. The transcript is spliced from 7 exons. Gene Ontology annotation, molecular function: calcium ion binding.